Molecule: messenger RNA, 2255 nt
Organism: Closterium sp. NIES-65
Lineage: Eukaryota; Viridiplantae; Streptophyta; Zygnematophyceae; Desmidiales; Closteriaceae
Source: the annotation of a GenBank genome assembly
AUGAGUGUGUGCGUGUUUGGCAGCAGCAGCAACGCCAUUGUCAGCAGCAGCAUUACUACGUUACGACGCCAUGGGCAUCUGGGCGCGCAUCAAGGGCUCCACCACCGAGUUCAAGAAUCCCAACGCCAUCGGCCAGGCGAGAGCGUGGGUGUGUGUUCAUGUGCAGCGUUGGCUGCACCAACGCCAUUGGCAGCAGCAACGUUACGACCUCACAUCGCCAUGGGCUGGGCGGGCAUCAAGGGGUCCACCACCGAGUUCAAGAACCCCAACGCCAUUGGUCAGGCAAUCGCCAAGAACCUGCCGCCCUCCCCGAUGGUGGAAAAGACGAGCAUUGCCGGCCCGGGCUUCGUGAACAUCGUGCUGACGCAAGCCUGGCUGGAAGAGCACGUGUCUGGCGUCUUGAAGGGCGCUGGCAUCGCUGCGUGGGCUCCUAAACUGCCUGGUUUCGGGUUUUGGGUUUUCGGGUUGAAGGGUGGGUUUGCGCGCCCUGGCUACCUGCCUGUGGCGCGGGCGGUGGUGGAUUUCUCGUCGCCCAACAUCGCCAAGGAGAUGCACGUGGGGCACCUGCGCUGCGGUCCACCAUCAUUGGUGACACGCUGGCCCGCAUGCUCGAGUACUGCCACGUGGAGGUCCUUAGGAGGAACCACGUCGGCGACUGGGGCACCCAGGUACAACCAGGGUUUGGGGUUUAAGGGGAGGGGAAAGGGGAUGCUCGAGUACUGCCACGUGGAGGUCCUCAGGAGGAACCUUGUGGGCGACUGGGGCAUCCAGUUUGGCAUGCUGAUCAAGUAUCUAUUCGACAAGUUCCCCGACUGGGAAACCAUCGGCGAUCAGGCAAUUGGCGACCUGCAGUUUGGCAUGCUGAUUGAAUACCUGUUCGACAAGUUCCCUGACUGGGAAACCAUUGGCGAUCAGGCCAUCGGAGAUCUCCAAGUCUUUUACAAGGCGGCCAAGAAGCGCUUUGAUGAGGACGCAGAGUUCAAGGAGAGGGCGCAGAGGGCGGUGGUGAAGCUGCAGGGAGGGGGAGGAGGAGUACCGGAAAGCGUGGGCCAAGAUCUAGAGACUAGAGAGAGUGAAGGAGGAGAGGCGCAGAGGGCGGUUGUGAAGCUGCAAGGGGGGGAGGAGGAGUACCGGAAAGCAUGGGCCAAGAUCUGUGACGUCAGCAGGAAGGAGUUUGAUCUGGUUUGCCAGCGGUUGGGCAUCAAACUCGAGGAGAAGGUGAAUGUGGAAGCAGUUUGUGGGCUUGCUGUGUUUGUUUGUGGGGUUGAAAGGGUCUCGUUUUCAGGGUUGGGUGGAGGUCAAGGAGAGGGGGCGAUGCAGAGGGCGGUGGUGAAGCUGCAGGGGUGGGGGGGUGAGGAGUACCGCAAGUUAUGGGCCAAGGGGGAGAAGAAGGUGGCGUUAAAGGCGAAAGACGGCGAGUCGUUCUACAACUCGCGCAUCCCUGCAGCACAGGAGAAGGUCAAGGGCAGCUGGGCUGGUGGUGGAGAGCGCAGGGGGGAAGUGGGAGGGGUGGAGGGGGAGGCAGAGCAGGACUCGUUCUACAACUCGCGCAUCCCUGCAGCGCUUGAGAAGCUCAAGGCGGCCGGGUGGUGGUGUGCGAGAGCGAGCUACUGCAUAGAGGAGGAGAAGGCGGAAUGGGUCCUAUCGCAUAUAGGAGGAGAAGGCGGAGCGGGUCGUUCAAGACAUGGACGUUACUCGUCUCUUCCUUUCCGGGCCCCUUCGUUCAUCCCCUUCCCCCACUCUCCCCUCCAUCUUUCACCAACCCCCUCACAGAUACUGCGCAGAGGAGGAGAAGGCGGAGUCGGUUGUCCACGUGACGUGGUGCUUCCUUCGCUUGCUGUGCCUCCCUCGCUUGCUGUGCUCCCUCGCUUGCUGUGCCUCCCUCGCUUGCUGUUGCCUCCCUCGCUUGCUGUGCCUCCCUCGCUUGCUGUGAUCCUCGCUUGCUGUGCCUCCUUCGCUUGCUGUGCCUCCUCGCUGCUGUGCCUCCCUCGCUUGCUGUGCCUCCCCGCUUGCGUGCCUCCCUCGCUUGCUGUGCCUCCCUCUCUUGCUGUGCCUCCCUCGCUUGCUGUGUCUCCCUCGCUUGCUGUGCCCUCCCUCGCUUGCUGUGCCUCCCUCCCCCUCCCUCAUCUCUCACCUCGCUCUCUCCUCCCCCUGCAUUUCCCUCCCUCACAGCUACCGCAUAGAGGAGAGAAGGCGGAGUGGGUUGUCUACGUCACGGAUGUUGGGCAGUCGCAGCACUUGACAUGUUCUUCAAG